This is a messenger RNA of Fusarium poae, 1299 nucleotides long. RefSeq lists its product as uncharacterized. The record is from RefSeq and is a predicted model, not a curated record. Bases 1 to 1299 code for a protein of 432 amino acids. Lineage: Eukaryota; Fungi; Ascomycota; Sordariomycetes; Hypocreales; Nectriaceae. The transcript has 8 exons.
AUGACUGUUGGUUGGUGUCACGGCGGAAUUACCGCCAGUUCCGCAAUGAUUCUGGCUCGCCGACGCUGUACUUUGGUACUAUGUCUGGUACUUCUCCCGCGAUUUGCCGAGGCUACACAAUCAGUCUCUCCCGCUGGACACCUCGGUAACUUCAAUUCGCAGUGUGUUUCAUCAUGUUUUGAUCAAGUACUGAACAACGACGUACGGUAUCGACAAAACAGUACCGCAUUAUGCCACCACAAAAGAUAUCUCGACAAAUUGGAAUCAUGUGUGAAGCGAGAUUGCGAGGUUGGAGAUAAUUUGAGAUAUCAUUUAAUGAUGGAGCAGGAUUGCGGUUUACCCGUCCUUGACCGGCGAAGGGAAACGAGUAUCAUAGGUGCUGUGAUGAUGGCCUUAGCGAUAGCCUUUUUCGGCAUGAGAGUUGUAUCCAAGAUUAUUGGAUUUGUACCGUACGGACACGACGACAGUUUAAUUAUCGCCGCAUUUCUGUUUCUCAUGGCAUUCGAAACUAUUUAUUACUUGAUAUCGUGGAAGGGAGUAGGUUUAAAUAUAUGGCACGUUGACGAUGAGGAUAUUAUAUCAUGCUACAAGUUCGUUCUAGCCGCCGAGUACAUGUACGCCAUAUCGUUGACUUUCACCAAGCUCUCAAUUCUAGCGUUCUUUCUACGAGUAUUCCCCGACCAAAAAUUCCGGGGUAUGGUUCACGGAACCGUGGCCUUCAUUCUACUCAUGUCUCUUGUAUAUCUUGUGAUAUUUAUGCUACAGAGAGUACCCAUGAGGACAUUCUGGGAAGGAUGGAAAGAGAAGGAUCCCGGUGGCGUGCUUUUGAACUCGAACGCAAUUGGAAUGAGUCACGGCGGACUGAACGUCGCGUUAGAUGUAUGGAUGAUCAUCCUACCCAUGACACAACUGUGGAAGAUAGGAAUCAAGCCCAAGAAGAAACUCGGUAUUAUCUCCAUGUUCGGUGUGGGCGCCUUCCUCACAGUUGUCAGCACAGUACGUGUCCCAAACGUCACAAAAUUUGCAAAAACAGUGAAUGUUACAGCCGACACCGUCGAUACUAUGAUCUGGACCAUGUUAGAAGCCAACGUAGGCAUGAUAGUCGCUUGCAUGCCCGGCACUCGACAGUUUGUGAGGGACAUGAUAUCCCGUUGGAAAAAGGAAAGAUCCAGCGACGAAAAUAAUAAGGGAGGCGUUUUCAUUGACAGGUCGUUGGCGACGAUUGUUAUGACGAGGCAACAAAGCGCCAUUGAAACCGAUAACUCGUUUUCCAGCAGUAUUGUGAAUUCCAAUCUAUAG